This is a messenger RNA of Pseudophryne corroboree (corroboree frog), 855 nucleotides long. Its product is annotated as cytochrome c oxidase assembly protein COX16 homolog, mitochondrial. Gene Ontology annotation, biological process: mitochondrial respiratory chain complex IV assembly. NCBI's taxonomy places the organism in Eukaryota, Metazoa, Chordata, Amphibia, Anura, Myobatrachidae. The record is from RefSeq and is a predicted model, not a curated record. The coding region runs from base 65 to 388 and encodes 107 amino acids. The transcript is spliced from 4 exons. Gene Ontology annotation, cellular component: mitochondrial inner membrane.
AUGUCGGAAGUACGGUGUGCUGCGGAUAUCAUUUUCCCCAUAAGGUGACUGAGGUUAUGACAAGAUGCUGGGCAGGUUAUGGCAAUCCUAUAAAAGCAAUACCACCUUACGCUAUGGCGUGCCCAUGAUGCUAUUGGUCAUAGGUGGCUCCUUUGGGCUGCGUGAAUUUACCCAAAUCCGCUACGAUGUGCAAAAGUUAAAAAGAACGAUAGACCCAUCGCUAGCUAAAUUGCUGAAAGAGAAAGAGGAGGUUUCCCUGGAAGCUGAAUAUGAGAAGCUGAAGCAGAAGGACCUUGACAACUGGAUGAACAUCCGAGGCCCUCGCCCAUGGGAGGACUCUAAAUCUUACCAAGAGCAACAGAGAAUGAACACUGACAAAAAUACAUAAAUAAAUAUAAAUGCAAUGCAGAACGUGAUGGAAGCCUUCAAAAGGUGGCUGUAGAGGACGUUCACCUGUUGCGCAGCAGAUGUCUUUUGGCUCAUACUCCAUUAAUAAGACGCGCUUCAGCAAUCCCCCAAAAUCUAUUAUGUUAUUUCAGCAGGUGGAACGUGAUGAAGUGGGAACCCUAACUGUUAUUUUGUGAUUGUUUUCUCAGACCUACUUCUAUUUAAUAUUAAAUCAUAUUUAUGCAGUCCUUCAGUUCAAGUACCUUUCUCAGAUUUCUACAGCUGAUUGCUGCAAACAGAAUAUUAAAUCUUCCACAUAGGGACAGUCAUAUAAAUUGAUUUCUGUACAGAACUGAAGACACUGCAGAACUAGAAGCAGUCAGGGAAAUGAUGAAAGCUGCUUCUCUGUAGACAUGAAGCAUGUAAUAUGUAUAGUUUAUUAGUAAUUAAAGGAUGUUUUGUAACAUA